Arachis stenosperma is the source of this 1242-nucleotide messenger RNA. RefSeq names its product (+)-neomenthol dehydrogenase-like. Gene Ontology annotation, cellular component: membrane. The coding region runs from base 331 to 1206 and encodes 291 amino acids. Lineage: Eukaryota; Viridiplantae; Streptophyta; Magnoliopsida; Fabales; Fabaceae. Gene Ontology annotation, molecular function: oxidoreductase activity, acting on the CH-OH group of donors, NAD or NADP as acceptor. The transcript has 4 exons. The record is from RefSeq and is a predicted model, not a curated record.
AAAGACAAUCUAGAAGCGUUAGAUUUAAUUUGUGAAUUGUGAUGAACGGCAACAUCCACAUCACUAAUAAAUGGUCAAAGUAAAUGCCAUGAUACUUGAAGAAGAAAACUGUUCACAACUCAAUUGACUAUAUAAUAAUUAGAUCAAUCAAUUUUAUUUUUAUUUUUUUAUUCAUUUUUUUAAUUUUAUAUUCUAAACAAAAUUCAGUUCUAUAUUAUUUUAUAGCCGUCAACGGAUUCCAUAAAUAUUACUAACAAUCUCUCUCCAUUGUUCAAACAAAUCUCAUCUAUGAUCUAUCUAUAGUUAAAGGCAAAGCACAGCGUAGCAUCCAUGGUUUCAGCGGCAGAUUCCAUACAAAGGUAUGCAGUAGUUACAGGUUCAAACAAAGGGAUAGGGUUGGAAACUGUUAAAGGGUUGGCAUCAAAUGGUGUGAAGGUUGUUCUGACAGCAAGAGAUGAGAAAAGGGGAUAUGAAGCUGUUGAGAAAUUGAGGAGAGAGUGUGGUUUCUCUAACGAACUUGUGAUCUUUCACCAGCUUGAUGUAACUGAUUCUUCUAGCAUUGCAUCAUUGGUGAAAUUUGUGAAAUUUCAAUUUGGAAGACUUGAUAUCUUGGUGAACAAUGCAGGAAUCAAUGGUUUCGAUUCAGCUGAUCUUAUAGGAUCAAUAAUUAAGUGGAAAGAGCUUAAUCAAACUUAUGAUAUGGCUGAAAAAUGCUUAACAACAAACUACUAUGGUGCUAAAGAAACAACUGAGGCAUUUCUUCCUUUGCUUCAGUUAUCCACUUCACCUAUGAUUGUCAAUGUUUCUUCCACAGCAGGGUUGUUACAGCACAUAUCAAAUGAAUGGGCUAAAGGGGUGCUAGAUGACACCGAAAACCUCACAGAAGAUCUAAUAGACAAGGUACUAAGGGAGUUCAUGAAAGAUUUCAAAGAAGGUUCAUUGAAAACCAAAGGCUGGCCAACCUAUCUGUCUGCAUAUAUGCUCUCAAAAGCAGCCAUGAAUUCUUAUACAAGGCUUCUGGCACGGAAGCAUCCGAAAUUCUGUGUUAAUUGCGUCUGUCCAGGUUUUGUAAAAACGGACAUUAACCGAAAUACCGGAAUCUUAUCGGUUGAAAAUGGUGCUGCUAGUGUUGUUAGAUUAGCAUUGUUGCCUAGUGGUUCACCUUCUGGCUACUUCUUUGCUAUGCAAGAAUUGUCAAGCUUUUGAUUUUUGAAGUUUGAUGAAUGAUUAAUUUUUGUUACA